Messenger RNA from Diachasma alloeum, 1276 nucleotides. RefSeq lists its product as uncharacterized. Lineage: Eukaryota; Metazoa; Arthropoda; Insecta; Hymenoptera; Braconidae. The record is from RefSeq and is a predicted model, not a curated record. The transcript has 2 exons. Bases 216 to 1157 code for a protein of 313 amino acids.
UUGCAAACGCCGAUACUUCUCACGCUUUAUUUACUGUAACGCAACAAGUGCCUUUGAAUACCUGCAAUCACCAAACAAUUCCCAUUAUCCAAAUCCUCUUAAUCAAAUCUAAAGAAUAGCGAUAGAAUUCUCAAAAUCUGAAUCGUUCCAUCAGCAUCAGCACAAACUUCAAUCAUCUCAACAUAUCCAGCUCCCCUUAGGUCACAGCCCAGAAGAUGAAUGACUCAUUCCUAGAAGAUCUAGGACUAGUGGAACAGAAAGCAGGAUCUGCGGUUCGCGAUGCAGAACGAUACAUAACAACUCGUCGUUCGGAGUCGCCCAAAGUUGAUUUCUGCAUUGACUUUGAGCGAGAGAUCAUGCGAAAGCAGGGGAAGCUCUCGGGUUCCCCAGGGAUUCCAAAGAAGCCCCUAGAACCUGCAGAGCCAAAACACCAGUCUCCCAGAUCGACAGACCCCCAACAGUCCCCCGGGAAACGUCUGAGUGAUCCGAAGCCUAAGAAACCCAUGAAAGAAGUGAAAAUCAUAACACCUCCGUCGAAACCAAAGAAUUCUGAGAAAAAAGUGAAAAAUGUGGAGGCAAAGUUGAAACAAGUGGAAAAUCUCGAUAAAUUGGAAGACCUGAAGACGAUUCAGGGGUUCAAAUCACGGGGUAAGCAUCUGGGUGGGUCCAGGGAGAGCAGCAGACUGUCUGAUGGGUCCUCCAAGGAGAAUAGUCGACCCUCUGAUUCCUCUGGAGACAGUGUCCAGACUGAAAUCCUCAAGGAACGUCGCAGAGGGCCCGACACUAUUGCGAAAAAAUCAGAGCCUGUUGAUAACGCAUCGUUGACGAUGCUCAAUGCUAUCAAGGAGAUUGUCAGCACUUACACGAAGGUGGAGAGCGGCAAAGUCAUGAGGAUGAUGCAGGAUCUCUACAUAAACUCCCAGUCCAACAUGAUCAAGCAGCUGAUGCUCGUGACUGAUGACUUGAGGGAGCUGAAUCUCAGCGAGGGCUCCCCCAGGUUCCAAGCACUCGUCAAGGAGAAUAGUCAGUUGUUGGAGAGUGUUGCAUACCUCAGGAGGCGAGUUGAUGAGCUGCAGAAGACGGCGGAGGACUUUGAUAAGCUGAAGCUGGAGAACCUCGUGCUCAGGACGAGGAUCAGGGAUCUUGAGCAGAAGUGAGGAGUUUGGGGUGUGAGGGAGUUCUAAGCCGUGUUGAUAUUGAAAGUGUGAGGCGAGUUUUGUAUUGAAUUUUGUAUUUUUAUGAUCAUUCAUCUAUUAAAGUUUUGCAUUUUUUUGAA